Messenger RNA from Fusarium tjaetaba, 1923 nucleotides. RefSeq lists its product as uncharacterized. Gene Ontology annotation, biological process: regulation of DNA-templated transcription; DNA-templated transcription. Lineage: Eukaryota; Fungi; Ascomycota; Sordariomycetes; Hypocreales; Nectriaceae. The transcript has 3 exons. Gene Ontology annotation, molecular function: DNA-binding transcription factor activity, RNA polymerase II-specific; DNA binding; zinc ion binding. Bases 1 to 1923 code for a protein of 640 amino acids. The record is from RefSeq and is a predicted model, not a curated record.
AUGGCACCAGACGCGCAGAGAAAUGCAUGUCUCUCAUGUCGCCAGAGAAAGCUCAAAUGCGAUAGGCUACAGCCAUGCGCGAAUUGUGUUGCUCGAUCCGUCGAGUGCACAGAGCAAGACCUGCCUCCUGGCCGAGCAGUCAAGCGACCAUUGCCUCAAGACUCAGACUCUUCAACACUGUCGAGUAUCCUUUCAAGACUAGAUCAGAUCGAGUCUUCCCUCAGGCCCAAUAAAAGAUGCAAGCAUGUCUCUAUAUCGACCCCGAUCGGCGACCAGCUGAAUGCCAUUCGCUUCAACGUGCCUGGCGUCUCGCAAAACCAAGACCCCGCUUCCAAUGACGUUGUUGAGUCGAUGCCUCCUGAGGAUCAAAUGCAAGCAACCAAAUACUCGGUCAAUGACAGCUUCUUAAAAUUGAUCGAACAUCGCCACAUACAACUACCUCCCAAGUGGGAGACAAUACGCCUGUUUCAAGUAUACUUCCAGUACUUGGGCCAUGUCCAGAACAUCAUCUACGAGCCCCACGCACACAGUCUCAUACACGAGGCAUAUGACCAGAUCGUUAAUAUCUCUGCAACAACUGCACCUCGUGGGUUGGCAUUGAUACUGUCUGUCAUAGCACUGGCGACGAUCCUUGAGCCUGUGAAUGGUGACUUGGCUACAGCUAUUCCGAUACUCAAGGAAAGGCUAGCGUUAUUCGCCGCCUACAUUCGAAUGGCGAUGGACUGUCUGGAGCAGCAUCGUCGACGAGCAGAUCACACUCUCGAAAACGUCCAGGCCUUGAUCCUUCUUGGCUUUGGAAUCCAUCAUACCGAGACCUUCUCUCCUCGGUAUCGAGUCUUGAUCGCUGAAGCUAUUGCUGUUUCUCAUAGCCUUGGACUCCAUGUUGUUGACCGAGUAUCUGUAAGGCCGGCCCAGUCCAAGGUUGAUGCGGACCCAAUAACACAAGAGAUAAAGAGAAGAGUUUGGUGGUAUCUUGUUGCAACUGAUUGGGCAUCCUCAAAGGCAGAAGGAACAUCUGGAGCUACUUACCUCAUCCAACCAAACCUAAUCAGGACCAACCUUCCAAGACAUAUUAACGAUGCUGACCUCAGUAGCUCUGAUCGAAAAGAGAGGCCUCUGUCAGAGCCAACCACUAUGUCCUACAAUCUCCAACGCAUCAAAGUCGCCGAGGUAGUUCGCUGCAUUUCCGAUCUGAUGCCACAUGAUCCAGGUGAAGCAUCAUGCGAGCUGAUACUUUCGCUCGAUGCAAAGCUUGAGUCGUUACUACACGAACUCCCAGAAUUCUUCAAGAUGGACAGGUCAGAAUGCGAAGAGGUCAAACAGAAUGACCAGAAGUACCCGCAUACCCCAAUGCAGCGACUGUUGAUCAACCUCCUAAUCAAUAUUUUCCGGUGCGGGCUGCAUUUUCCGUAUAUUCCUGGACGUCUUAACAAGGCUUUACACGCAUUCUCACGGCAGGCUGGCUUGAAAGCUGCUCGAGCUGUCUUGGCUUCACAGCGAGGCAUGAGCAUGACAGAUUUGCUGCACUCUGCAGAUUUCAUGAAGAUACAGGGCACCAUUUUCCACAUGUUUAUUGGGGCGCUUGUUCUCACUACUGAUAUAUGCUGCAACCAGGAUGGCCAGACGCAAUUAUCUGAGCUGAUGGAGGUUAUGAAGAGGCUGGACGAUGUCAAAGAUCAUUCCAGAAUGGCUGCCAAGUUACUAGAAAUUUUAACGCAGUUGUUAGUCUCAUAUGGAGUCUGGUCGCCAUCUACGACUAUCUCUGCAUAUACUGAAGAUGCAGCGCCUCUCGACUUCGGUUUGUCGGGGUCUAAGAGCCAAGAGCUCGAUCAGCUCGAGAUGCCCUUCCUGUUUGAUGAGUUAUGGGAGACAUACAUUGGGCAGCCUGGUGGUUUGGACAUGCUGGAUAUUUUGGAAGCCUAG